Lactuca sativa (garden lettuce) is the source of this 1455-nucleotide messenger RNA. Its product is annotated as putative protein FAR1-RELATED SEQUENCE 10. NCBI's taxonomy places the organism in Eukaryota, Viridiplantae, Streptophyta, Magnoliopsida, Asterales, Asteraceae. The record is from RefSeq and is a predicted model, not a curated record. Gene Ontology annotation, molecular function: zinc ion binding.
AUGUGGUUUCAGAACCUGUGGUUUCAUCCCCAACCAGGCAAUUUAGAAGGAUAUACGUGUGUUUAGGUCCUUUGAAGAAAGGUUUUAAGGCAGGUUUGAGAGAAUUUUUAGGCUUAGAUGGAGCCUUCAUGAAGGGACCUUUCCCAGGUCAAAUACUAAGUGCAGUUGGUGUUGAUUCCAACAAUGGAACCUACCCAUUGGCAUAUGCUGUUGUUGAAAGUGAAAACACUUCAAGUUGGAAAUGGUUUCUUCAGUGUCUUGCAGAAGAUCUUGACUUGUAUUCAAAUUCCAACUUCACCUUUAUCAGUGAUAGACAGAAGGGUCUUCUACCAGCCAUAGAACAAUUGUUCCCUAAUGCAGAACACAGGUUCUGUAUUAGACACAUAUACCAGAUCAUGAGGAUCAGAUUUAAGACUACAGAAUACAAGGAGUAUUUUUGGAGGUGUGCUACAGCCACCACCAUACCAGAGUUUGAAGCUGUAAUGGUAGAGCUAAGGAAUUAUGACAUAGAAGCAUAUCAGUGGCUCUUGAAAAUCCCUCCACAUCAUUGGGCUAGAAGUCAUUUUUCAGGAAGGGCAAUUUCAGACAUGUUAUUGAAUAACCUUUGUGAAGUGUUCAAUAGCAAACUUGUUAAAGGGAGAGACAAACCCAUUAUCAGUUGUUUGGAGUUCAUCAGACAGUACCUUAUGAAGAGAGUAUGCAAUGUGAUGAAGGUGUUAAACAAGUGUCAAGGUCCAUUAACUCCAACUGGUACUAGGAUUUUGGAAUCAAACACAACACUAGCUAGUAAGUAUCAUGCACGAUGGAAUGGGGGACAAAAGUAUCAGGUUAAAGGUCCAUGGAAUGAUCAACAUGUGGUGGACAUGGAGAAAAGGGAGUGUAAUUGUAGAAAGUGGGAGCUUACUGGAAUUCCUUGCAAACAUGCAAUUGCAAGCCUAAAUGAAAUGGCAGACAAUAAUGAAAAGGUGGGAGAACUAUACACCUAUGUGCAUAAGGUGUAUUGGCUUGAUACAUGGAAAGAGAUGUACUCCUUCAAGGUGGAGCCUAUCAAAGGUAGAGCCAUGUGGCCUAAGAGUGACUGCCCAACAACUCUUGUGCCUCCACCACACAACAAAGCUAUAGGCAGGCCAAAAAAGAAAAGAAGGAUUACAGCAGAGGAAAGGAUUGAAAUCCAGCAACGUAAGAGGCAAGCAAACAGUCAAAGUCAAAAUGAUAAUGAAACUCAAUCACUGAGCAGGAAGUUUUUGACUGUGACAUGUAGUAAGUGUAAGCAAAAGGGUCACAAUGCCAGGACCUGCAAGGCCAAAGAUGGGAAUUGAUGUUUAAGUACUUUUUAUGUUUGUGAAGACUUGUUAAUGCACUUUAGUUGCUACUUUGUUGCCUUUUUUUUGAUCCAUUUUGAUAAUGUACUUUGAUGCCCUUAUGAUAAUGUACUUUAAUGCCCUUUGUUGGUAA